AGAAGAAGCGGCACGGAAGAAGAAGAAGAACGACCAAUAGAAAGUUGACAGGAGGCUGUUGGUUGCAGUGCAGCAGAAUGCGUGGAGAACUUUUAUUUUCGUUAUUUAUCCUUUUUAUAUUCUACUAUGACUCUGGUGACGCACAGAAGAAAAAAGAGACUCUCCUUUCUGAGAAAGUGUCCCAGAUGAUGGAGUGGACCUCCAAACGUUCUGUCAUUCGAAUGAAUGGCGAUAAAUUUCGCCGCUUUGUCAAGGCUCCUCCCAGAAACUACUCUGUGAUCAUCAUGUUUACAGCAUUGCAACCACACAGGCAAUGUGGAGUCUGCAGACAAGCCGAUGAAGAAUUUCAAGUGCUGGCAAACUCCUGGCGUUAUUCCUCUGCCUUUACCAACAAGGUCUUCUUUGCAUCGGUCGAUUUUGAUGAAGGAUCGGAUGUCUUUCAGAUGCUUAAUAUGAACUCUGCGCCCACAUUUCUCCAUUUCCCUGCCAAAGGGAAGACCCGUAAGUCUGAUAACUACGAGCUCCAGGUCAAAGGCUUUGCAGCUGAGCAACUGGCGAGGUGGGUGGCGGACCGGACUAAUGUGCAGAUCCGAGUCAUUCGUCCUCCAAACUAUGCUGGGCCUCUCCUUCUUGGUUUUCUCCUCGCUGUUAUUGGUGGACUGGCAUAUCUACGAAGGAACAAUUUGGAGUUUCUCUUUAACAACAAUGUGUGGGCCUUCUCUGCACUGUGCUUUGUCCUGAUCAUGACCUCUGGCCAGAUGUGGAACCACAUCAGAGGACCCCCAUAUGCGCACAAAAACCCCAACACUGGCCAGAUUAGUUAUAUACACGGCAGCAGUCAGGCCCAGUUUGUGGCUGAGACUCAUAUUGUCCUUCUCUUCAAUGCUGCGGUUACCAUGGGAAUAGUGCUGUUGUGUGAGGCCGCUACCUCCGACGUAGACAUUGGAAAAAGGAAGAUUAUGUGUGUUGUAGGUAUCGCUCUGGUGGUGCUGUUUUUCAGCUGGCUGCUGUCCAUUUUCAGAGCAAAGUAUCAUGGCUAUCCAUAUAGCUUCCUGAUGAGUUAAGACUGAACGACAUCCUCUGUCUGACUUUAAGUAGCCAAAGUGCCUCCAUUAUAAAUUUUAUUUUCACGGGUGAAAUGUCAGUUUUGUUACUGUAAGACGGGUUGAGCCAAAGAUGUUUGUAUUGUGUGGUGUAUGUGUCCACAUACACAUUCUUACCCAAUACUUUACAGACUUCCUUUGUUUUUGUCUUUCUGGCAGAGAGUAGUAUACCUACAAGUGAGAACGAGCAGUCAUCACACUUUAUGAUAAAUAUGUCAUCUUGCAAUUCUGUAGAAUAUUUUAUUCUAUUAGGAUAAUUUGGUUCAAAAUUUUGAUUUUGUCGAGUACCCUCUUUUUAUAUGGAAUCGUACUCGAGUAUGAAAAGCAUACUUUUGGAACAACAGAAAUGACUGAGUAAGAUGUUUUUUCUUUUUAAAUGCUGAAUUGUUAAUAAAUAACCUCUCUGUUCAAAACCAACAUUAACAAGUCGUGAUAAAUAUAUACUGAUAAUGAAAUAAAU
Messenger RNA from Syngnathus acus (greater pipefish), 1563 nucleotides. It is a transcript of the gene magt1, whose product is annotated as magnesium transporter 1. Bases 78 to 1064 code for a protein of 328 amino acids. The transcript is spliced from 10 exons. Lineage: Eukaryota; Metazoa; Chordata; Actinopteri; Syngnathiformes; Syngnathidae. The record is from RefSeq and is a predicted model, not a curated record. Gene Ontology annotation, cellular component: oligosaccharyltransferase complex.